This is a messenger RNA of Lolium perenne, 2796 nucleotides long. Its product is annotated as DNA (cytosine-5)-methyltransferase DRM2. NCBI's taxonomy places the organism in Eukaryota, Viridiplantae, Streptophyta, Magnoliopsida, Poales, Poaceae. Gene Ontology annotation, cellular component: nucleus. Gene Ontology annotation, molecular function: protein binding; DNA (cytosine-5-)-methyltransferase activity. The record is from RefSeq and is a predicted model, not a curated record.
CGCUUGUUGCGCGCACCCGCACCAGUCACGACAGUGAGCGAGUGAGACGCCAGCCAGCCAGCCACGCGCGCGCCGCCGUCUCGCCAGCCGGACCCUCGCCGCCGUCGGCUACACCAGCGCCGCGUCGAUCGGGUGCUCGGACGGCGUUCCACCUCCCUCCGUACAGGGUUCCUCACGGGGUGGCGCGGCGGAUUCAGCGAGCACGAUGGUCGACCGCUUCAUCGAGAUGGGUUUCCCUGCAGAGAAGGUCCACAAGGCUCUCGAGCAUGCUGGAGGAAGACAAGACGAGGAAGCUGUCUUGGAGUGGCUGGUUGCACAUCAGGAGACUGAUCUAUCAACUGACAUAGAGGGGUUCAGCUCGUCAAGCGAGGGUGUUGACAUGGCUGAUUUUGAUGAUAAGUCAUUAGGUGCAGAGCUCACGGAAAAGGACAGAAAAUUUCUAUAUCUCGUCGAGAUGGGCUUUGCAGAGGAUGAGGUCUCUUCGUGCAUCGACAUAUGUGGUGAACAUGAGUCGGUUGAAGUACUAGCUGAUGCAAUCUAUGCUGCACAAGUAGAUAAAAGGGAUGGAAGUUAUGGCGGAAACUUUGCUGAUCGGGAGCUUUCAGCUGACAAGGCAAUUGGAACUUCAGGAGGUGUCAAAAGAAAGCAUGUCGGUGCUCCUUUAGGUGAUAAAAGACGACCCCAUAACAAGCAGUUGGGACAUGUUGAUAGGGCCUUUGGUAGUGGACCGGUGGUGGGCUUUGAUCUUCCAAAUGAAAGUACGAGCACAUCUAUGGCUGAAGGCCCACCGUACUUCUACUUUGAGAGCCUGCCAUGUUCUCGACAAAGAGUCCGAGACGAGUCACCAUUUCUAGGCAAUCAGCCUGAGUUUGUAGACUCAAAGCACUUCUCUGUAGCAGCAAGGGAGAGAAGCUACAUUCACAAUCUGCCUAGACAUGGAAGAUUUCAUAUCAACCCGACACAACCAAGAACAAUACAUGGUGUUUUUCCGGAGACGGAAAAGUGGUGGCCUGAAUGGGAUACUAGGACACAGCUGAACUGUUUCCGGACGAUGACUGCUCCUGCAACAGUAUUUAAGAAAAUGAGAUUGGUGCUUGCAAAAUGUGAUGACCACCAAGUUUACCGCAAGCAAAUCCUUGAUGCAUGCAAGGAAUGGAACCUCAUUUGGGUUGGCCCGAAAAAUGUUGCUGCACUAGACCCUGGUGAAGUGGAGAAGGUGUUGGGUUUGCCAAGAGAUCAUACCAGAGGGUUUAAAAUGACAGAUAGGUAUUGGUGUCUUGGCAACUCUGUCCAGGUGGAUACACUGGCCUACCAUUUUUCGGUCCUAAAGGCGAUGUUUCCUUCAGGCAUCCGUGUCCUGUCCCUGUUUUCUGGCAUAGGUGGAGCAGAAGUGGCUUUGGGCCGCUUAGGCAUACACUUGAAAGUGGUGGUUUCUACUGAGUUCUCUGAAAUGAACCGAAAUAUUCUGAGGAGCUGGUGGGAUCAGUCGAAACAAACUGGAGAGCUCAUUCAGAUUGACGACUUCCAGCAACUCAAAGGCGAUUACCUUGAGACCUUGCUGAGACGAGUUGGUGGCUUUGAUCUGAUUAUAGGUGGAAGCCCAUGUAUCAGUGGAAAGGGGUACAACCUUGUAGGAAAGGAGUUGGAGCAGUCUAGCCUGUUCAGCCACUAUUCCCUCAUACUGGAACAAGUGAAGCAAGUCAUGAGAAGGAUGUAGCACCAAAUCUCGCUAUGUGAACGGUGUCAUAUCAUAUACUUAUAUAUGGAGGCUUAAGAAGAAGGGCCAAGGCCAUGUGCUUACUACCUUUGUUCCUAGUUUGCCAGAAGAGUUGUGUUAAUUUCUGGCCAGAAGAGACUGCUCAAGAAAAAGAAAAAUAAACUGUAGAAAUUAGAAGUACCAACAGUCCAAUUUGGAAGAUUAUGUGGAAACUGAAAAUGCCAUGGAAAAAAUAGAUCUUUUUGUUGACGAGCAGUGCAUGGAAUCGUAGACAUUAUUUUUUGUGAAUCAGCAGAAGGGGACAAUGCCCGUUCUGCCAACAACACGGAGAGGAUAUUGUCCAUUUGUUGUUUAAAUGUCAAUGUGAACUCGACCUAUGGAGCUAUAUGAGCUUGGUGAUAUUAUCCCCGAUGGUAUGGACUGAGACACCAGGUUCACUUUGCUCGCUGACUGCCAGGUUAUGCAUAAGUGUGCCUCCACGAAAACCCGUUGCGGUGGGCAUGGUUUGCUAAAAAAAUAUGAUGGGCAACUGGGCAAAGAAAAGUAAGAAUUGUGCAAUGUCCAUCAAACCUGUGUGUGCACCCUGGCAAAAGAUUGUCUGAAACCCUGCCAAGGGUAUAUGAAGUUGAAUCUUGAUGCUACUUUUAGUAAUGAUGAACAAACAGGUGCUAUAGGGGCCAUCAUCUCAGACAAGCUGGUCAGUGUCUUUUUCUAGAAAACGCAAAAGUCAUUGGAAAGGAGUUUGGUACAAUCCUCCUACCAGGUAAGUUUGUCAUGGCGACAUGCAAGUUGAAACCUCGUGUGGCUAGCUUGUUGGUGUAACCUGUUCAGGUAAUCAGACCAUGGGCGGAGGCAGCAGUUUUUAUGCAGAUUGUUUUGCUACAGCGGUGAUGUUCGGGGAGGUUAAGUUUUAACAUAGUCCAUCAUUUUCUAGAUCGGCGCCAUUGAUUGUACAAGAAUUUCACAUGGUUUUUGCCUUGCUGGAAAAGAAACCAGUGUUUUCUGUUGUUGCUGCAUGCAGAGUACAACAAUUAGUCUUCUCCUUGAUAAAGGUAGAUGGUUGUAAGCCACAUAUGAAC